AUGGCCGCCUCGCCGGGCUCCGGCGGCGCCAACCCGCGCAAGUUCAGCGAGAAGAUCGCGCUGCACACGCAGCGGCAGGCCGAGGAGACGCGGGCCUUCGAGCAGCUCAUGACCGACCUCACCCUGUCGCGGGUUCAAUUCCAGAAGCUUCAGCAGCUGCGCCUUACUCAGUACCACGGAGGAUCCUUGCCCAACGUGAGCCAGCUCCGCAGCAGCGCGCCUGAGUUCCAGCCAGCGUUUCACCCGGCGGACAGCGUGCGGGGAACCCGCCACCACGGGCUGGUGGAGAGACCGUCCCGGAUCCGCUUCCACCCCAUGCACCGGCGGCCCGGGGACAAGCCAGGGCGGCAAUACGACGGCGGCGCGCUCGGAGCCGGCUACUCCUCGCAGCCCCUGGACGAGAGCUGGCCGAGGCAGCAGCCACCUUGGAAGGAAGAAAAGCACCCUGGGUUCCGGCUAGCGUCUGCACUUAACAGGACCAAUUCUGACUCCGCUCUUCACACGAGUGCCCUGAGCGCCAAGCCGCAGGACCCCUACGGAGGAGGAGGCCAGUCGGCCUGGCCCGCUCCAUACUUGGGUUUCUGCGACGGUGAGAAUGACAUCCACGGGGAAGCAGCGCCUUUCCCCGGCCCGCUGAGAGAAGAGACUCUGCUAAACGUCCCCAAGCCGGUGCCGAAACAGCUGUGGGAGGCCAAGGAGAGUCAGUCCCUGACAGGACGCCCUCGGUCCUGCGAUGUUGCCGCCCACAGCACUUUUCCACACAAUGGUCAAAACAUAGGCCUCCCGUCCUUGCUGGGGGCCCUGAACACUGGGGGGUCGCUGCCAGACCUGACCAACCUGCACUACGCAGCACCCCUGCCUGCCUCGCUGGACACCAGCGACCACCUCUUCGGCGGUGUGAGCAUGGGCAGCAGCGUGGGCAACCUCCCAGCCGCCAUGACCCACCUGGGCAUUCGGAGCUCCUCCGGCCUGCAGACCUCCCGCAGCAACCCGUCCAUCCAGGCCACGCUCAGCAAGACGGCCCUGUCCUCUUCCCUGAACAGCCACCCGCAGGCGGCCGGCCUCGGCUCCAGCACACUCCACCCCUCGCUCCGGCUCUUUUCUCUCAGCAACCCCUCUCUCUCCACCACAAACCUGAGCGGCCCCCCUCGGCGUCGGCAGCCCCCCGUCAGCCCGCUCACACUCUCGCCAGGCCCCGAGUCGCAUCCCGGCUUCGGCCGGCAGCUGUCUUCCACCAGCCCGCUGAACCACUGCCCUGCCCCGCAGAUGAUGUCCUCAGAGCAGAGCCCGGCUUCCUUCCUGCCCACAGAAUCCCAGGUGUCCCCUCCGCCCCCUUACCUUGCCGCAGCCCAGGAGCCUCUCCUGCCACAGCCCCACCCCCAGGAACCCCCAGCCCAGCAGCCCCCCUCAGCCUCGUCGCUGCCACAGUCUGACUUCCAGCUCCUCGCGGCCCAGGCCCAGGGCUCGCCCAUGACCAACUUCUUCCCUGAUGUGAACUUUGACCAGCAGUCCCUGAGGCCAGGCCCGGCCUUUGCUCCCCAGGUGCCCCUGGCACAGCCAGGCCCCCGGGACGCCCAGGACCCGUUCCACCUGCGACCAAACCUGUACUCCAGCUGCGGCAAUUUCCCAAACACCAUCCUGGCGGAAGAGUCGAGCACCAGCCUGUUCAAGGACCUCAGCAGUGCGCUGGCGGGCUUGCCCGAGGUCAGCCUGAACGUGGACACUCCGUUUCCACUGGAAGAAGAGCUCCAGAUCGAGCCCCUGAGCCUGGACGGCCUGAGCAUGCUGAGUGACGCCAGCAUGGGCCUGCUCGACCCCUCUGUGGAGGAGGCGUUUCGAGCCGACCGACUGUGAAAGGGCGGAGCAGGAGACUUUAUUUCCGAGGCAGAAGUGAAACAGAAUGGGAUCGAAUGGAGCCGCUGCACCCUGGGCUUUACUUCGCGGCUUCUGAGGUGGAGGAACCAGCUCCCCGGCUCCCGGCUUCCAGACGCCCCCCGCGCCUGCACGGGGCCCUCCUGCUGCAGGCGGCUGAUGGGAGCUGCCGACGAAUCGGUCCUCGCCCAGCCGUUGCGUCUUGUCAUUGGCCGUCUGCCCUGCCGGCGUGCAAAAGUAGAAAAUGCCGCAUCUGGCAGCCCCGUCGCCCCGUGUGGGGCGCAGAACCACUGUCCACGACCACACUGGCCAAAGGGCCUGCCGGGCCUCGGGUCACAGCGCCCGCCCCUGCGGCGGGCUGCCCGGGACGCCGCCACCUUGCCCCUCCGUGAACGCAUCCAAGGCCAGGCUUGAGUUAAGCAAAUUGAAAGACUGAAAAAUACGUCGCCUCCCAGUUUGUAGUCUUGUCUCUGCUGCUUCAGUGCCUUUUCCCGGGGCCUAGCGGAGAAGGAAACCCUCUUGCUCAGUCACUGAGGAACAGUCCCUGGGAGCCGGGGAGCUGAAGGGAACAGGGGCUCUUCUGGGCGCCUGGGAAGAAUGCCAGGGGGCUAGAGGGGUCUCCUAGAAACGUGGUGUCCCCCAGGCAAGCCCCAGGCCCGCCGCCGCCAGAGGGCGGCCCACCCACAGCCGAGCAGCAGCACACGGCAGCCACCUCGGAACAGAGGUGUUUGUGGAACCGCUCUAGACCGCAAGCUCCCCGAGGGCAGACACUGUGCCUUACUCCUCACUGACCCCCAACCCUCACGAGUGCCUGGCACCCAGCAGGUGCUGCUGGACAUGGGCGUGAGCACUGAGGUCUGCCCGGCGGGGAGGCCACCAGCCCCAGCUGCCCCUCCCCCCGGGCGGAUUUCCUCGGAGCUCAGCUUCUCUGACACUUGUGGCAGAGUCAAGCAAGCACUUUAUAUGCUCUUCACACCCAGUGACCAGAUCCACGCUCUCCCGGGCCACGCUCUCAGUAGCGAUCCAGCCUUCGGGGUUGAACAGCCUUUAGUAAAACAAAGGCCCGGCUCCGAGCCCGCUGUCAGUCACUGAUACUGCAGCACAAAGCCCCCCCGUCCUGCCUCCCACACAGGCGGGCUUGAAGGGACAGAGGGGAACCCCUCCUCGGAGGGGUCUGGGCCGCAGGACUGCACGCCGGCAUGGAAGACAGGGCAGGAGCACCAGAACGCACAGGAGAAGUGGAAGAUGCCGGAACCGUUGUCUGCGUAGCCCUUCUAGGAGAUAGCAGCAGGGUGGCUGGAGGCCGCUGGGCUGCUCCACCCGAGAAGGCGGCCGUGUGCGCAGCCCCUGGCAGGGCCAGCUCGCUCCCAGCCAUCCCUCCCGCUUCUCGUCCGCCCGUGGAGGAAGCGCCUCGCCUCUGCUCCCCACCAGCCCUGGGGGCGCCUCCUCCUUCCUCCGUGCCCCACCUCCUCCCACGUCACACUCCCCACGGCCCGUGUGGGAUUCAGACUGAGGACCGCUGGGGCCUCGCCUCUCAAGCUUCAGACCCCUUUGUGCUUGAGGUCGCAGAGAGGUGACUUUUCGCUCCAGCCCAAGGGCCUUUCGUUCACGGUACACAGCGCCCCAGUGCCUUUCCCGCGUCAGAGCUCCCCGAGGCCUGAUCUGGCCUUCCAGAUGGGGGGUGACGCUGGCGUCGGAGGGUUUUUUGGGAACAGCUCCCAGCAUGCCCCACCGUGCAAGUGCCUUCCCCGGGGCGUCAGCAUCGGGUGCCCGCGCUGUCACUCAGCGAGACCUGAGGCUCCAGCAGGAAGUGGCCGCCCCUGGUCUUCCCAGGGGACCCUGCCGUGCAAGCCAGGGCCCCCGGAAGUGACCUGUGGGCAUGAUGCUGGCGACUGGGCUUAGCACCUGGCUAGGUUUGUCCCUGGGCCCAUCUCUCCAGUCUCGUCUGGAGAAAAGGUCGGGGGCGUGACCAAGCCACUUAGCCCGGGUGCGACCUAGCACGCCCACGCAAGCGUGGCUCCGACCUCCGGCAGCUGGGUCGGCGUCCUCCACCCUCGGGACACCAGGCCUGGCCCGCGGGCUCUUUCCCGGCUUCAGUUUCGUCCCAAGAGCGCGACCUCCUCUCACCAGCCCAGCUAGACGCAGACCCAGACGCCCUCCCCUCCCGGCCCGUCGCUCCGUCCUCGCGGCCGUCAGGACAUGCGGAGUUAGCAGGUGCGCCUGGUCCCUCGAGACCAGCGUGUGUCCUGCGUCCUCCCGUGUCCCCGCACGCCCAGAGCGGGACGCGUGGGCCCGGCCUCUCGCCCUUCUGGGCCGCUGCAGCCCCACGCGCCGGCCCCGACCCCCAAGCAGCGGCCCCGUCCGUCAAAGCAACUGCUGACCCCCGCAGGUCCUGUCCCCUGUCCCUUGUCAAACAAUAUUUAAAGAUUGGAAUUUGUAUAAAGUUGCUUCCAAGUUUUAUAAUGCAUUUUACAUCUUUCGUAAUUAAAAGCGGCACAAUAAGGUUGU
Molecule: messenger RNA, 4380 nt
Organism: Talpa occidentalis (Iberian mole)
Lineage: Eukaryota; Metazoa; Chordata; Mammalia; Eulipotyphla; Talpidae
Gene: CRTC3
Product: CREB regulated transcription coactivator 3
Exons: 15
Coding region: 1-1854 (617 amino acids)
Biological process (GO): protein homotetramerization; positive regulation of transcription by RNA polymerase II
Cellular component (GO): cytoplasm; nucleus
Molecular function (GO): cAMP response element binding protein binding
Source: RefSeq, a predicted model, not a curated record